AUGUCUAUCGACUUGUCCCUCGACCGGAUUCACACUCUCCUUCGCUAUUUUCCUUACACACGACCCACUGUUCACAUCGCCGGCACUAAUGGAAAAGGCAGCGUAUCGUCAUUCGUCUCAUCGAUCCUCCUCGCAGCCUCCAUAUCUGUCGGCAAGUUCAAUAGCCCGCAUCUCGUUUCUAUCGUCGACUCUAUCACUGUGGAUGGUCAGUCCGUCAGUGAUGAUGUAUACGGCUCCGCCAGGGCGUCGGUUGAAGCCGUGAACGAGAAAUAUAGCAUCGAAGCGAGCAACUUUGAGGUCCUCACAUGCACAGCUCUAACCAUCUUUGAGCGCACAAAGGUCGAUAUCGUUGUAUUAGAGGCAGGGAUGGGCGGCAGACUGGACGCUACGAACGCUAUCCCUGACACAUGUGUGCUCGUCUCAGCGUUGACGGCGGUGGAUCUCGAUCACCAAGCAUUUCUUGGAAGCACAAUAGGGCAGAUCUCGCGAGAGAAGGCAGGCAUUGCCAGGAAAGGCAAAACGUUUGUGUUGGGUCCUCAAAAGCAUGACGAAGUCGGGCUUGUCGUGAAGCAAGUAGUUGGUGAUGUUGGAGCGUAUCUUGUUACCGCUGUCGCUGCGAGGACACGAGCUUGGAAUACUGUGGUUGAUGGCCCUCAGCCCCCUGUGUUCUCCCUGGACUCCUUACAUGGUGCGGACGAAGAAUUUCAAGGACCUCCAUAUCAGCCCGUGGAGUUUAUUAUGACUUGUUUCGAGCAGCCUGUGCUGUCUCAAUUGCCGCUGUUCGGCUCUCAUCAGCUCGACAACCUGGGCACUGCUGCGACGAUCAUCGAUACUCUCAUCGUUCACCCUUGCGCACAACGGUUAUCACUCAGGAAUAAACUCACUUCUAACUUGGUAUCUCGUGGCAUUCGUGCAACCGUCUGGCCUGGCCGUUUAUCCUUCCAUACCAUCCCCAGACGUCUGUUACCCGUAGAGGAUAGGCCUGUCUGGGGUACGAACCCAAAAUUGGUUGUUUUAGCUGAUGGUGCUCAUAAUCCAGCCUCCGCAUCCACUCUUGCCACUUACAUCUCGCAACUCGUCAGGACCAAGGGUGCUGACAGUAGCGUGUAUCUGACAUACAUCUUAGCGUUGUCCCAUUCACCGCCAAAGACACCAUUACAAACGUUAUCCCCUUUGUUUUCACUUUCUCCUCCAGUCAACACACAAAUCCAUUACAGCGCUGCCGUAACACGGUUUUCUCCAGUUGCAGGGAUGCCUUGGGUCCAAUCCGUACCUCCAUCGACACUCGCACAAGUCAUCAAGGAUCUUGCACCAGACGCAGAUGUAUGGUCACCGCCGGAUGGUCAGGAUUCGACCCAAGAGCUGAAGCAGGCUUUGCGGUGGGUAUCUCAGAAGAGACAUCCGCAGGCGGCAUUCGUAGUAUUAGCAGGCAGUCUGUAUCUUGUGGCAGAUCUGUACCGACUGCUGAAGGAAAACAUCUAAUCAUAGUCAUAAUUUCUCCGU
This is a messenger RNA of Heterobasidion irregulare TC 32-1, 1503 nucleotides long. RefSeq lists its product as uncharacterized. The coding region runs from base 1 to 1482 and encodes 493 amino acids. Gene Ontology annotation, biological process: folic acid-containing compound biosynthetic process. The transcript has a single exon. NCBI's taxonomy places the organism in Eukaryota, Fungi, Basidiomycota, Agaricomycetes, Russulales, Bondarzewiaceae. The record is from RefSeq and is a predicted model, not a curated record. Gene Ontology annotation, molecular function: ATP binding; tetrahydrofolylpolyglutamate synthase activity; dihydrofolate synthase activity. Gene Ontology annotation, cellular component: cytosol; cytoplasm; mitochondrion.